Messenger RNA from Odobenus rosmarus divergens (Pacific walrus), 1463 nucleotides. It is a transcript of the gene UTP3, whose product is annotated as UTP3, small subunit (SSU) processome component, homolog (S. cerevisiae). The transcript has a single exon. The coding region runs from base 1 to 1401 and encodes 466 amino acids. NCBI's taxonomy places the organism in Eukaryota, Metazoa, Chordata, Mammalia, Carnivora, Odobenidae. The record is from RefSeq and is a predicted model, not a curated record. Gene Ontology annotation, biological process: maturation of SSU-rRNA from tricistronic rRNA transcript (SSU-rRNA, 5.8S rRNA, LSU-rRNA). Gene Ontology annotation, cellular component: small-subunit processome; nucleolus.
AUGGUGGGGAGAUCCCGGCGGCGCGGAGCGGCCAAGUGGUCAGCUGUGCGAGCCAAGGCAGGUCCCGGCCCAGCGGACGAAAAUGAAGACGAUUUAGAAAUGCCACCCUCGCCAGGGGACUCCAGCUACUACCAAGAUAAGGUAGAUGAUUUCCAUGAGGCCCGAUCCCGGGCUGCCUUGGCUAAAGGCUGGAGCGAAGUGGAGAGUGAGGACGAGGAGGAUGGCGAUGAGGAGGAAGAGGUUCUAGCCCUAGAUACUGCAGAUGAGGACGAUGAAGAGGAUGACGAUGACGAUGGUGGGAGCUCCGUGCAGAGUGAGGCCGAGGUAUCUGUGGAUCCCAGUUUGUCGUGGGGUCAGAGGAAAAAACUUUACUAUGACACAGACUACGGUUCCAAGUCCCGAAGCCGACAAAGUCAACAAGAAGUAGAGGAGGAGGAAAGAGAGGAGGAAGAGGAAGCGCAGCUCAUUCAGCGGCGCCUCGCCCAAGCCCUGGAAGAGGAUGAUUUUGGGGUGACCUGGGUAGAGGCAUUUGCAAAACCAGUACCUCAAGUAGAUGAGGCUGAGACCCGGGUCGUGAAGGAUCUGGCGAAAGUUUCAGUGAAAGAGAAGCUGAAGAUGCUGCGGAAAGAAUCACCAGAACUCUUGGAACUGAUAGAAGACCUGAAAGUUAAGCUGACUGAGGUGAAGGAUGAGCUGGAGCCACUGCUACAGCUGGUGGAGCAAGGGAUCGUUCCACCCGGAAAAGGAAGCCAAUACCUGAGGACCAAGUACAACCUCUAUUUGAACUACUGCUCCAACAUCAGCUUUUAUUUGAUCCUGAAAGCCAGGAGAGUCCCUGCACAUGGACAUCCUGUCAUAGAAAGGCUUGUUACCUACCGAAAUUUGAUCAACAAGCUGUCAGUUGUAGAUCAGAAGCUGUCUUCUGAAAUUCGUCAUUUACUCACACUUAAAGAUGAUGCUGGAAAGAAAGAACUGAAUUCAGAAGCAAAAUUCACCAAGGCCAAGCCAAAAUCUGUUUCAGAGACUACUGCUGCUGCCUCUACUGUUGCAGGUAUUUCUGAUGAUUCUGAUCUUGAUGAAGCUGCACUGAAAUACUAUAAAGAAAUAGAAGACAAGCAAAAGUUGAAGAGAAAGAAAGAAGAAAAUAGUAUUGAAGAACAGGCUCUUGAAGAUCAAAAUGCAAAGAGAGCCAUUACUUAUCAGAUUGCUAAAAAUAGAGGACUUACACCUAGAAGAAAGAAGAUUGAUCGCAAUCCUAGAGUGAAACACCGGGAGAAGUUCAGGAAAGCUAAAAUUCGCAGAAGAGGCCAAGUUCGUGAAGUUCGUAGAGAAGAGCAGCGUUACACUGGUGAACUGUCUGGCAUUCGUGCAGGAGUUAAAAAGAGCAUUAAGCUUAAAUAAAGUUUUCACUUAAGAUAUUUUGCAAUAAUUUUAGAUCAAUAAAUUUUUAUUUUUAACUUUUG